UGAGAGAAGAAACGAAAACGACGCCCCCGAACGAUCUUCUGUGUUCCUUCGUAAAUAACCACUGUCAUAAAGACAAUAAAAUUUAACAACGUACGCACUACGCAAUUCCAGUCCAGUUUGUAUUGUUGCGUUCUCUAAAAUAAAGCCAUACGUUUUUGCAAUGCAGUGCAGUUGUUCCCGCUGGUGUUUCUAAAGUUGUGCUAAGUAAAUUACACGAAAUGACGGUAACAAACCGACGAAUCCCGCGACUCGCGAAUCAUCGAGCCCACCUGCCCCAUCCGCAACAUUUCCAGCAUCCGGGCGGGUUCGCCAGCGGUGGAGCAGGCGGCAUGAUCGCUGGGGUGUCGAACAACGGUGCAGUGGCUGGCGCCGGUGGGUUAAAUGCGGAUGAGCAGCAGCACGGUGGUGGUGGCAAUUCAGCGCUCAACGGGGAGGAAGAUGGACAGUACAGUUUUGGGGUACCGUUCCCGAAACAUGUUCCCUUUCCAAAUAAGGACUUCAGUUCGGAAGUGAUGAAUGAAUUUAUUAUCUUUAUGUUUACCGCAAUAGCCAGUGCGACGCAGUUAUUACAUCUGUACCGAACGGUAUGGUGGUUGCCGAACUCCUACACGCACCAGGCUGUGAAUUUCUACUUGAUUGAUUUUAAUCUAUCAAUUUUUAUUUACGUGAUGGUAAGCCGGCGGCUGAUCUACUGCUGCUUUGUUAAGCUCAUCGAAGGUCACUUCCCAGAUGCUUACGUGGAUAUUAGUAAAAAGAUAAACAAAUAUGUUUUCUUGAUCGUUCUAUCUCUCACUUUCACCUACUUUGGGAUAGAAAUAUUUCGAAAAAGCAGUUAUCUUUAUUUGUUCUGUCUAUCAUAUCCGUUCAUACUGUUCUUGACAAUUUUCGGAUUUAAUCUGGAGCAAUUCUUACGAACAACCGUCGACACUGGAGAUAAUUGCAUUAACGGAAUGCCAGUGCAUAGUUGUUCCUCGAACGCAGCUACCGUUCGAGCAGAAAUCGACACGCUUAAAACGGAUUUCAACAAUCGAUUCAAACAAAUAAUCUUCACUUCGGUGUUGAACGCAUAUUACACCGGCUUUGUUCCGUGUGUUAUUGUUCCGAAGCAGUUGUACUACGAUAUAUUUUGGGCAACGCAACAUCUAGUGUUCGUCUUCAUCGGCGGUUUCACCAUGUGUGUGACCUACUGCUUCCCGGUUAAGUAUUGCGACGUGUUCCAUCGGGCUGCCUUGCACCUAGGACAGUGGAGUCGCGUUACUCACCGAGCACAUCAUCCGCCGCCAUACGCUUGGUCCAAAACGACCAUUUUUCCUUAUGGGACGUACGUAAAAUAUAUGGGAGAGGUUUACCGAGCAUCCGCAUUCAGCACUUCCGCCAUUCCAGCCAAUAAUAGUCACAUACGAUUCUUUACCAUCUUUAAAAAUCCAGUUCUGAUUUACAUGAUCCUUUUUGGAAUUCAGAUUUCACUGGUUGUUCUACAACUGUUAAUCCUUUGUCUGUCACGUGAAUGGCACUAUCUAAUUUCGCUUGGUUUUUUGCUGCUGACUAACUUUUUUACUCUGUUCAGAAUAGCCCGAGACUAUUUGAUUGCAAAACGGAUAUAUGCUGGUGAGAAUGCAGUUCACGACAAGUAUAAGACGCAGUAAUUUAAAAGGUAAUGACUGAUUUGUUUAUAACUUAUAACAAAUAUUUAAUCUCCAUUCGAACAAAGCUUACUAAAGCGCAACA
Molecule: messenger RNA, 1728 nt
Organism: Sabethes cyaneus
Lineage: Eukaryota; Metazoa; Arthropoda; Insecta; Diptera; Culicidae
Product: transmembrane protein 39A-B
Exons: 3
Coding region: 219-1646 (475 amino acids)
Cellular component (GO): membrane
Source: RefSeq, a predicted model, not a curated record